AUGUCUCUGGAACGCCAAGUUCGUGCUAAGCUCGCUUCCAAGCGCAACCCUGAACAGGAGAAGGAGUGCCAGGGAUGGAUCGAAACGGUCCUUGGUGCCAAAUUCCCUCCCAGCGAAGCUUUUGAGGACGUCCUCAAGGACGGCACUGUGCUCUGUCAGCUCAUCAACAAACUGAAGCCUGGCUCAGUUAACAAGAUCAACACAUCUGGUGGACAGUUCAAGAUGAUGGAGAACAUCACAAACUUCCAGGCCGCCAUCAAAGCCUAUGGUGUCCCUGACAUAGAUGUUUUCCAGACCGUCGACCUUUGGGAGAAGAAGGACAUCGCCCAGGUUGUCAGCACACUUUUCGCUCUCGGCCGUGAGACCUACAGGCACCCCGAAUGGAGCGGCCCAUACCUGGGACCCAAGCCCUCUGAAGAAUGCAAGCGUGACUUCUCCGAGGAGGUCCUUAACGCUGGCCAGACAGUGAUCGGCCUCCAGGCUGGUUCCAACAAGGGAGCCACUCAGGCUGGGUCUAACAUGGGCGCUGGCCGCAAGAUCCUGCUCGGCAAGUGA
This is a messenger RNA of Chilo suppressalis (striped riceborer), 555 nucleotides long. The record is from the annotation of a GenBank genome assembly. Lineage: Eukaryota; Metazoa; Arthropoda; Insecta; Lepidoptera; Crambidae.